AUGUGGGAUUUUGAGCAUUGCGAUCCCAAGCGCUGUUCAGGAAAAAAACUCGUCCGUAUGGGCAUGGUCAAAACCCUCAAGAUUAACCAGCGAUUUCUUGGAGUGUGUAUGACUCCCAAUGGUGAGCAGGCAGUUUCGCCAUCGGAUCGGGAAGUCGUCAGAGAACAUGGACUUGCGGUUGUUGAUUGUUCCUGGGCCAAACUCGGGGAUGUACCCUUCAAAAAACUUCGAGCAGGACACGAUCGCCUCUUGCCCUACUUGAUUGCCACGAACCCUGUCAACUAUGGACGGCCAUGGAAGUUGAACUGCGUCGAGGCUUUGGCGGCAUGUUUUUAUAUCACUGGGUUCGAUGAGUAUGGCGAUGAGCUGUUAUCAAAGUUCAAAUGGGGGCACGCUUUCAAGAAGGUCAAUGGUGAGCUGCUAGCCAAAUACUCUAACUGCACGGAUUCUUCAUCCGUGAUUGCCGCCCAAAACGAAUAUCUUGCUAUGAUCGAGAAGGAACAUAAUGAACGGCACGACGGCGAGCACAGUGACGACGAUCUAAUGGUCCGUAACACCAACCAUUCCUUGAUGGACUUUGAUGAGGAUGGAAGCGAUGAAGGCAGUGACGAGGAGGAUAGCGAAGAGGAAGAAGAGGAUAGCGAAGAAGAGAACAGUGACCAUAGAGAGAGUGAGCAAGAAUCAAGCGAAGAAGACGACAAGGAAGAGGGGGAUGAAGAGAGCGAGGACGAAUCUAUCUCUCGAUCAAUGAAACAAACCCAUAUUAAAUAA
This is a messenger RNA of Gamsiella multidivaricata, 771 nucleotides long. RefSeq lists its product as uncharacterized. The transcript has 4 exons. Gene Ontology annotation, molecular function: rRNA small subunit aminocarboxypropyltransferase activity. Gene Ontology annotation, biological process: maturation of SSU-rRNA. The coding region runs from base 1 to 771 and encodes 256 amino acids. The record is from RefSeq and is a predicted model, not a curated record. Lineage: Eukaryota; Fungi; Mortierellomycota; Mortierellomycetes; Mortierellales; Mortierellaceae.